AUGCACCCCUUCUCCAUUCUCACACUCGGCAUCUUUGUUGCUGGAUAUACGACUGCACGGUGGGAUCUUGUUACCCGUCUUUAUGAACUAGCCAUUUUUGCUUGGGACAACGGUGUUGUGACGCGCUCUGCUAGAGGUGCCAUUGCUUUGACGCUGCUCUUUGCUGCCAUUGUUAUUCCUGUAGCAUUUAUUGCCACAAAAGAAACGCAUCUGCACCCCCAGAAGCCCGGAUCGAGUGUAUCUGCCCGCGAACAGCUCCGACGACGAGGAUCUUUCUAG
Messenger RNA from [Torrubiella] hemipterigena, 279 nucleotides. NCBI's taxonomy places the organism in Eukaryota, Fungi, Ascomycota, Sordariomycetes, Hypocreales, Clavicipitaceae. The record is from the annotation of a GenBank genome assembly.